Messenger RNA from Mytilus californianus (California mussel), 1128 nucleotides. Its product is annotated as short-chain collagen C4-like. NCBI's taxonomy places the organism in Eukaryota, Metazoa, Mollusca, Bivalvia, Mytilida, Mytilidae. The transcript is spliced from 5 exons. Bases 119 to 817 code for a protein of 232 amino acids. The record is from RefSeq and is a predicted model, not a curated record.
UUUAGCAACAGAUGUGCAUGUAUUGCAUGGCUAUACAUGACAAAUUCACGAAAAACUCCAUAGACAGACUUUAUAGUGUUUGUAAAUGUGUAACGAAAAGAAGAAAAAAUAAGAAAACAUGUUUUUGUCAUAUUUGGUAGUUGUCAUAUCAGCAAACAUGAUGCUUAUCCAAUCUCAUGAUUGUAAUGAUUAUGACCGAUUGGCAUCUGACCAGUCUUUGAUAGAUAUGAUGACACAUUGCCUCCAUACAUGUAUAAAACCAGCCGCUUCAGCAUCAGGAGUGACAUAUGUUCGUUGGGGAAAGAAAGCAUGCCCAAAAGGAGUAGAAUUGGUAUAUACAGGACAAGUUGGUGGUAACCAAUAUACAUAUAAAGGAGGAGGUGUAACAAACUUAAGCUUACCAAACGACCCCGAAAACGGAGAACCAUUAUCAGGUACCAAUGACCAGAUAGUUGGUGGCCAAUAUGAGCUUACUUCGCCAAAUAGACCAUCAGGAAUGAAAAGCACUUUGACCGAUAAUGAGGUGCCAUGUGCUGUUUGCUACCAAAGAAAAAGAUCAACUGUUCUUAUGAUACCAGGGAGAAAAACCUGUUACAAGGGCUGGACAUUUGAGUACACCGGUUAUAUCAUGUCAGAUCAUAAGGAUCACAGCAGCAAGGAAUAUGUAUGUGUUGACAAAGAUGCCGAGCCUGUGGACGAUAAGAAUAAGAAUGAAAACGGAGCUUUAUUUUAUGGAGUAAAAACCAAUUGUGGCAGUUUGAGGUGUCCACCGUACAAAAAUGCAGUGACUGUGCACUGCGUUGUUUGCACAAAAUAAAACGUUUUGUCAAAUUUAAUCAAAGAAACUUAAUGCAAUAUGUUUUUCUUUAAUCAUUAAAUGCCAGAUAUCUGUCUGUAUUUUCAGGAUUGGUAUCACUUAUAAUAACCUAUGUAGUGAGUGCCCUCAUAAAAAAUGAGAGAGUUUUCUAGUUUUGCUUGCAUUGUCCGUCCUCUUGUCUGCUGGUUAAAUUAAAAGCUACGUUUGUUAGGAAUAAGACACGAUAAAAUUUGUUACAGUCGUUUUUUCGUGAUAUGUAAUUGUUUAUAUAAUUUUUUCGUGGUCAUAGAAAAAUUACCUUCGAAAAGAAA